Molecule: messenger RNA, 2093 nt
Organism: Centropristis striata (black sea bass)
Lineage: Eukaryota; Metazoa; Chordata; Actinopteri; Perciformes; Serranidae
Gene: ptgir
Product: prostaglandin I2 receptor
Exons: 3
Coding region: 379-1500 (373 amino acids)
Biological process (GO): inflammatory response; positive regulation of cytosolic calcium ion concentration; negative regulation of smooth muscle cell proliferation
Cellular component (GO): plasma membrane
Molecular function (GO): prostacyclin receptor activity; thromboxane receptor activity
Source: RefSeq, a predicted model, not a curated record
CGCAGUGAGUACCGACUCGUUCCCAGCAGCGCCACUUUAAACUCCGUAUCUGCUUCAUAUAUUACACACGAGGAGCUUGAACCCGCGGAAAACGAAGAACAAGGAGAGAAGGAGAAGAAAACUCUUUUUACUUUUUUUUUAAUAUAGUUUGAAGUCACUCCAGCAUUGCUUCUGUCCGGAAGGACGAUUCCCUGACUGUCUGCAAGCAAUGAGAAGCAGAGCAGCAGCAUUAUGGCUCUCACCAUGCUCCCCUGCCUGCUGUGUUGUCAAAUGAUGGAAUCAAGACGUCAGGAUCUAUUAUUUUUUGUUGGGAAUUCCUUAUUAAUUCCACACUGAGCAGGCUAUUUCUUUGCAGUGAGUUCAACCCUGAACAAAAGCAUGGUUUCAAACGAAUCAUGCAACAACACCACCUGCAAUGACACUCUCAUCGUGAACGGGGACGGCAAGCCGGCGACCAGCAUCAUCAUGUUCCUGGCGGCGGUGGUGGGGAACCUGCUGGCGCUCUUCAUCCUCGGGGUGCACCAGAAGGAUCAUCGCUCCAAGUCUUCUGUCUUCAGCAUCCUGGUGACCGGCCUGGCCCUCACCGACCUGCUGGGCACCUGCCUCCUCAGCCCACCUGUCUUCAUCUGCUACGCCCGCAACAUGUCCCUGAUCAACCUGGGUGGUGCGAGCCUGUGCAACCUCUUUGGCUUUUCCAUGAGUUUCUUCGGUUUGGCGCCCACGCUCAUCCUAUGUGCCAUGGCCGUGGAGCGCUGCCUGGCCAUCAGCCACCCGUAUUUCUACUCUGUUCACAUUCGGCGAAGCUUUGCCAAAAUCACUCUGGUCUUUAUUUACCUCUUCUCUUUGGCCUUCUGCCUCCUGCCGUUCAGCGGCUACGGCAAGUUCAGACAGUACUGUCCCGGGACGUGGUGCUUCAUCGACAUGGACGCCACAGGAGACGAGCACGCCGGCUUGGUGCUGGCCUUCUCUCUGUCCUACUCGUCCCUCAUGGCCAUGCUGAUCUUUGCAGUGUUUGUGUGCAACGGCUCGGUGAUCGUCAGCCUGUGCCAGAUGCACCGGAGCCAGAUGAUGCGGCGCGGCUCGGUGGGCUCGGCGGGGAGGAGGAGGAAGCUGAGCCUGGCCUGGUUCGCUCAGGGCGAAGAGGAGGUGGACCACCUGAUCCUGCUGGCGCUCAUCACGGUCAUCUUUGUGGUCUGCUCGCUGCCGCUCACUAUUGCGGGUUUCAUCAACGCCAUCCACCCAUACUGUGGCGACUCAGAGAACCUGACAGCCUUCCGCUUCUACGCCCUCAACCCCAUCGUGGACCCCUGGGUCUUCAUCAUCUGCCGCAAGUCCGUGUUUCGCCACCUUUGCUCUCUGCUGAGCUGCCGCUUCAGCCGGAGAGCCGUGAAGACGACGGCCCACUGCGCUCUGUCUCUGCCGCUCGACAGCCACAUACAGCGCCACCCCCCCGACGUCACGCUCCCACAGAUGAACACGUACUCCGGUUUACCUCUGUGACCCCACAGAGCCCCUCGUCUGGACGGGCUCACUGGAGGCCAGGAGGCCAUCGUGUCUGAAAAAACCUUGGAGCGAAUUUGUGAAAUGACACUUUUUGCAUACAGGAGUCACCUUUUUCAGGCACAAAGACUUUGACAAAGAAAGAGUACCUGUCUCAGCGGAGGUCUAUCCCCAUGAACUAAAAAAAACCAUUGCACUAUGUCUUAAAGGAACACUCCACCGUUUUUUCAUAUUAAAACAUGUUAUUCGGGUAAGUAAGACGAGUUGAUACAGACCUCUUGCGUCUCAAUGCGUGCACUCAAUCGCCCUGGCGCGCGGAGCUACUUGGCUAGCACUUAGCUUAGCCCAGUUCAUUCAUUAGGAUCCAAACAGAUGGACAGUUAGAAGCGACCAAACUCCUCCACGUUUUCCCUAUUUAAAUACAGCUACACGAGUAGUUAAACGACCAAGUAUGGCGACACAAAAUAAAACGUGGCGCUUUUCGAAGCGGAUAAAAAGGAUAACUAUAAUGUAUGGCGGAAUAGCACUUGGGAGCACUUCGACUCGGCGCAGUAAUAUCAUCACUUCCGCUCCCUCUCACUUCCGUCAGGAGU